CGCUUAAACAUAUCCACCCGAGAUGUUCCGGGUUUUUUCAUGUAACUGAAUGGACGUAACGAGUUCAGUGUCUUAUAUUUUGGAGUUGUUUCUAAAAUGGUUCACUACCAAAGUGACCCAAGUCUUUGAGUUAAUUUUGCCUCGUUUUGACUUCAUUUCCUACAAGACAUAACCAUACGGGUUUGUGUCGAAAGGUCUAUUUUGCAGGUCCAACCACAGCGAAGAUGUUGCACCGGAGAUCUUAUUCUGGAGGGGUUGUUGCAGUCGCGUUAAAUGGGAUGUUCUGCCUUCUGUUCAGCGUCAGUUACGCCCAAGAAUGCGGAAAUAUGGGCGGAGUUUGCCAGAACAACGCAGAAUGUAGGCAACUAAAUGCCGACCAGUUCUACUGCAGCUGCUCGGGGGCGUGGACAGGAGAGUUCUGUGACCAAGUGAAUUAUUGCUACAAUGUUCCAUGCAACAAUAUGGGAAUCUGUUACAACUUGGAGACAACGUACCGAUGCGAUUGCGCGGAUGGAUUCAGCGGUGUUGACUGUGGCAUACCUCUUCAACAAGAAGAUGCGUGUUCUCCAAGCCCCUGCCAGAACGGCGGCGAAUGUCUGCUUCAAGCCAAUGAUCCUACCCAGGCGUUGUGUCUCUGCUCGGAGGCUUUUUCUGGCCCUCAGUGCGAGAGAGACAAUCCGUGUUUUCCCCAGCCUUGUCAAAAUGGUGGCACUUGCACGGCAUCCGAAACUAGCUUCUCCUGCGCAUGCGCAGAUGGAUAUACAGGAACCCAAUGCCAAUCAGUUGCCAUCGACCCCUGUGGCUCCUCCCCCUGUUUGAAUAACGGGAUUUGCCAGAGUGUUGGUAACGACUACAUCUGCACGUGUGACACUCUCCACAGCGGCAAGAACUGUGAAACAAAGAUAAAACCGUGCGACAACGACCCCUGCCAAAAUGGUGGCGGGUGCUUCAACCGCGUGGAUGACAACACGUACUUCUGCGUCUGCCCCGCCAACUUCACCGGAGAGAACUGUGAAGAGGAUUUGAAACCUUGCCAAGCCAUCCCCUGUCAGAACGGUGGACUGUGUUACAACUUGGGGAACAACCUCGAUUACGUGUGUGUGUGCACCAGUGGCUUCAUGGGUACCAACUGCGAGAGGGAUGACCCCUGUCUCCCCCAGCCUUGUUUUAACGGGGGCGUGUGUUCGUAUAUCGGCUUCUCGUUCAGCUGCACUUGUGCAAAUGGCUACACCGGACCCCAGUGUGAAAUUCCACCUCCUCAUCCGUGCGACGAAGGGCUUAAUCCCUGCUUAAACGACGGCCAGUGCUCCUCUAAUGAUGGUCUCACGGCAGUUUGUGCCUGUGUGAACGGCUUCACUGGAUCACAAUGCGAAACGGUGCCCCCUUGUCACGACACCAUCAACCCAUGUCAGAACGGAGCGACGUGUGUAGAACAGAACUCAGCAGCGGUGUGCAUCUGCGUGGACCAUUAUGUCGGAGAUCGUUGCCAACAAGAGGGUCCUUGCCACGAAAACGUCAACCCUUGUCUGAACGGAGCAACCUGCGUGGAGAUGAACUCCGCGGCAUUUUGUCGGUGCACCGACGGCUUUGUCGGUGAUCGUUGCGAGAGAGACCUUCCCUGUAACGAUCAGGUCAACCCGUGUCAGAACGGUGCUGUGUGUGUCAACGUGAACGACACCAUCGCACACUGCGUGUGUUUCAACCGUUUUAGCGGCCUGUACUGUGAACUUGAACCUGCAGUUCACCCGUGCAACGAGACCGUCAAUCCGUGUCAAAAUGGCGCCACUUGCUUUCCCAUGAACGACGUCACCGCUAUAUGUGUAUGCAUCGAUGGGUACUCGGGCCAGCACUGUGAAAUUGACCCGCCAGCCCCACCCUGUCAUGAGAGUGUCAACCCGUGUCAGAACGGCGCAACUUGCACGGAAUUGGAUAGCACCACAGCGAUGUGCGUCUGCAUCGAUGGAUUUCGUGGAGAGCACUGCGACCAACUGGGCCCUUGUCACGAAAGCAUCGACCCUUGUCAGAACGGAGCGACAUGCUUAGAACAGAAUUCAGCAGCACUAUGCAUCUGCGUGGACCAUUAUGUCGGUGAUUAUUGUGAGCAAGUGGGCCCUUGCCACGAAAGCGUCGAUCCUUGUCUGAACGGAGCAACGUGCAUGGAGAUGAACUCGGCAGCAGUGUGCCGUUGCACCAACGACUUUGUCGGCGACCGUUGCGAGAGAGUCCCACCGUGCCAUACCACCGUUGAUCCCUGUCUAAACGGGGCGACCUGCAUCGAGAAAGAAAGCUCCACUUUCAUGUGCGUCUGCGCUGGAGACUACAUUGGCGAACACUGCGACCAAGUCCCCCCGUGUCAUGAUUCUGUCAACCCCUGUCUGAACGGGGCUACUUGCACGGAGACGGGAGGUCUUCCAGAAGUGGCCUGUCUUUGUGUGGGUGGCCAUACCGGACUGUACUGUGAGAUUCCCCCAGACGAUCCAUGCGAUCCAAAUCCAUGUCAGAACGACGGGUUGUGCCAAGGUGAUCUCAUCACAGGCAUUCACUCAUGCACGUGCUCGGCAAACUUCUACGGCGCGAACUGUGAAACCGUGGUUCCUAACAAUUGUGAGAGCAAUCCAUGUGUCAACAACGGAACCUGUUACUCGGGUAAAGAAAUGAAUGGGUAUGUGUGCACAUGCGUGGAUGGAUACACCGGUCUCAACUGCGAGUUGGAGACAUGUAGAAGAAUACCAUGCCAAAACGAAGGUGUCUGCGUGACGGCUGAAAGCCACGACUACUGUGAGUGUAGGGAAGGCUGGACGGGGUCACAGUGCCAGACAAAACAAGUCACAUGCGAAGUCAACACCUGCCAGAACGACGGUACCUGCCUGGUGCUCGAUAAUGUGCUGGUAUGCCGGUGCAAAGGAAUUUACUACGGAUCACGCUGUGAACGGAGUAACAAAAACUCAAAUUCUGAUGCACUGUCUUUCCACAAGAGGAGUUCAAGUACAAUGAAGGUCGUCAGUCUCCUCACCCUCGUUACUAUCACGCUGAAUCUUUAGCCUAGUCUUCCUCUCGAGGCUGGUUUAAUUCACGUUUCCAACAUGCAGGCAGGUUAUGUGUCCGUCAACUCAUAUUGCAGUGGGUCUUUACAUUACUGUUUGUUUUGUGUUGUUUUUUUGUUGUUGUUGUCUUGCUUUGUUUUUUUUUACGUGGUGCUGAAGUACUCCAAUAGAGCCUGUUCUUAUUUAGAUACAUCGCCACUCAGCUGACGGUUAAAACCAUACGUUCUGUGGCUGAAUUUUAUUGGUGGUGUGUUGCUGGUGAAAAUUGGGAUUGCAUCAAUGCGUUGUAAUCAUGUAUCAGUUCUAAAUAGUUUUCAAAGGCAAGCAAAACUUGCAACAAUCCUUUCACAAAGUCUGUUUUGCCCUCUGCUACUUAUUCUUCAUAUUGCAUUCACCUGAACACAGAGCUUGAAUUACAUGUAUGAGAUAAUAUCUGAACUGUACAGGUCUGGAAAGCCUAACUGCUACUUAAGUUUCUCACUUUACAACUUUUUUUAAUUUAAAGGCAGAUUGUCUUCGAUUUAGCCUACUUUAUCUCAUUUAUUAUCCCCAGUGUUGAUGUUACACAGAUAGUAGGCCUACGCGGUUUUAAGUAUUGGUCUUUGCUAUCUAGGUUAGCCAGUUUGGUUCUGAGUGGAAAUUGUAAUAAUGGUGAUGUUUGUGCGUAUAGUUAGGGACCCUGAGAUAGAUCUAAUUAAAUUUACCAGUUUUACAAAGAUUCAAUCCUGUUUCCCCAAAAAUCUUUACAUUUAGCGUCAGAUAUCUGCCCACUUUUUAACUAAACUAUUUAAACUUCUGAGCAAUCAAAGAUUGUCUUCCCCCGUGGAUUCUGUGGAAAAAAAUGGUCUAAACUCUUCAUAUGUAAAUGUUUCUACAUUUAUGUUCCAAUGACAAGAUAAAACAAUUAAUACUCACUGUGAUGCUAAAAUAUUGUGCAUCGAAAUAUGAAACUGUAUCUAAUGAGUUAAUAUGGUAUAUUUUUAUAACGUAAUUCUAUGUAGAUUUUCGUUUAAAUGGUCAUAAAGUGAACUGGAAUUAAAUCGUACUCUAAACGCAGGCCUUUUAAACACAGACGUCAAGGCUACUCUGUACAGUUUAAACAUAAUUUUACCUUCAUAUUUCUGUACAUACUUCUCAUUUUUAGUAAGAAAAUAGAAUGUAUUUUCAGAA
Acanthaster planci (crown-of-thorns starfish) is the source of this 4214-nucleotide messenger RNA. RefSeq lists its product as uncharacterized. Gene Ontology annotation, cellular component: plasma membrane; protein-containing complex. NCBI's taxonomy places the organism in Eukaryota, Metazoa, Echinodermata, Asteroidea, Valvatida, Acanthasteridae. Gene Ontology annotation, biological process: Notch signaling pathway; heterophilic cell-cell adhesion; establishment or maintenance of epithelial cell apical/basal polarity. The record is from RefSeq and is a predicted model, not a curated record. Gene Ontology annotation, molecular function: calcium ion binding; Notch binding.